Dovyalis caffra is the source of this 3063-nucleotide messenger RNA. The record is from the annotation of a GenBank genome assembly. Lineage: Eukaryota; Viridiplantae; Streptophyta; Magnoliopsida; Malpighiales; Salicaceae.
AUGGAAGAGACAGAAGAGUCCAGUGGUAACAGGAAAUGCACCACCAUGACUAAGACUUUCAGAGGAAGGACCAACACCAAUAAGCAUCAUUAUCAAUAUCACCAGUAUCAGCAUCAGCUCUUGCAAUACUCAAAUCAAUUUGGUUUCUUUAACCAAUACCAGUACCCAGGUUACUACCCGGCUCUUCUUCCUCUACCUCCACCAAUACCUUUCCAACUUGCUGUAGCUCCACCUCUUCCUCAAAACCACAGCUUUAUAUCAAAAACCCAAUUGCAGAAACCUUUAUGUAAGCUACACAGCCCUCUUCCUCCUCCCUCCCAUCCUCCUACCUCCUCUGAUACCAAAGGCCCAGCUGUUACAACCUCACCAGCUUUUGAGGGGCUUCAACAACAGAAGAGUCGGCCCCUUAAAGGAGAUGGUGGAAGGAAAGUCAUGAGUGCCACAACACAAUCACUAGUGGUUGCACGGAGACCAGAUUCUGGUGGUGUAGAAGGGCCAGUUAUUACUCUCCUUGCCAACCAUUUCCUUGUUCAAUUCGACUCCUCGCAGCAAAUUUUCCAUUACAAUGUCGAAAUUUCUCCUAAUCCUUCCAGGGAAGUUGCCCGGAUGAUCAAACAAAAACUGGUAAAGGAAAAUUCAGCUGUGCUCUCUGGUGCUCUUCCAGCCUAUGAUGGCCGAAAAAAUCUUUACAGCCCUGUUGAAUUCCAAAAGAAUAGGCUUGAGUUCUAUGUUAGCCUCCCAAUCCCAACUAGCAAGUCAUCAUUGCCUUCUGGAGAAUUUAAUUUCUUGCAAGAGAAGCAUCAACAGCUCAAACUAUUUCGAAUAAAUGUCAAGCUUGUUUCGAAGUUGGAUGGAAAGGAAUUGAGUCGCUACUUGAGCAAGGAAGGGGAUGAUUGGAUCCCUCUUCCUCAGGACUAUCUGCACGCUUUGGAUGUUGUUUUGAGAGAGAGCCCAGUGGAGAGAUGCAUACCUGUGGGAAGAUCCCUGUAUUCUAGUUCAAUGGGGGGAACUAAAGAAAUAGGAGGUGGAGCUGUUGCAUUGAGAGGAUUCUUUCAAAGUCUCAGGCCAACUCAACAAGGACUAGCACUCAAUGUGGAUUUCUCUGUGACUGCUUUUCAUGAAAGUAUUGGAGUAAUUUCCUACCUGCAAAAACGUCUUGAGUUUCUUCGGGACCUUCCUCAAAGGAAAACAAGAAGUUUGGUUGGGGAAGAAAGGAAAGAAGUGGAGAAGGCUUUAAAGAACAUCAGAAUCUUUGUUUGCCACAGAGAAACUGUUCAGAGAUACCGGGUUUGUGGCUUAACUGAAGGAGCUACAGAAAAUCUUUGGUUUGCUGACAGGGAUGGGAAAAAUCUGAGGUUGCUGAAUUACUUCAAGGAUCACUACAAUUAUGAUAUACAAUUCAGAAAUUUACCGUGCUUGCAGAUUAGUAGGAGCAAGCCAUGUUAUCUUCCUAUGGAACUCUGUAUGAUUUGUGAAGGCCAGAAGUUUCUUGGGAAGCUGUCUGAUGAUCAGACUGCAAGAAUACUUAAGAUGGGCUGCCAAAGACCAAAAGAACGAAAAUCCAUCAUAGAUGGAGUCAUGCGAGGAUCUGUUGGCCCAACAAGUGGCAACCAGGGAAGAGAAUUCAAACUCCAUAUUUCAAGAGAAAUGACACGAUUGAGUGGCAGAAUUCUUCAACCUCCGAAACUGAGACUUGGUGAUGGUGGCCAUGUACGAGAUCUUAUUCCUUCUCGCCAUGAUCGCCAGUGGAACUUUCUGGAUAGCCAUGUCUUUGAGGGAACUAGAAUCCACAGGUGGGCACUGGUAAGUUUUGGAGGCACACUUGAUCAGAAGUCCAACAUUCCAAAAUUCACGAACCAGCUAUCUCAAAGGUGUGAACAAUUAGGCAUCUUCCUUAACAAGAACACAAUAAUUAGCCCUCAAUAUGAGCCAACUCAAGUGCUAAACAAUGUCUCCCUUCUGGAAUCAAAACUCAAGAAGAUCUACAGUGCCGCAUCAAACAAUCUCCAGCUGCUUAUAUGUGUAAUGGAGAAGAAACACAAAGGGUACGCAGAUUUGAAGCGAAUAGCAGAGACAAAUGUUGGUGUCGUAACCCAGUGCUGCUUGUAUCCAAAUCUUGGCAAGUUGAGCUCCCAAUUUCUGGCUAAUUUGGCUCUCAAGAUCAAUGCCAAAGUUGGCGGGUGCACCGUUGCUUUGUAUAAUUCGUUACACUCUCAGAUUCCUCGCCUUCUUCGUUCCAAUGAACCUGUGAUCUUCAUGGGAGCUGAUGUGACUCAUCCUCACCCGCUCGACGAUGUCAGUCCAUCUGUUGCUGCUGUGGUUGGUAGCAUGAACUGGCCUGCUGCAAACAAGUACGUCUCAAGAAUGAGGUCGCAAACACAUCGACAAGAAAUCAUCCAGGACCUUGGUGCAAUGGUGAAAGAAUUACUAGACGACUUUUACCAAGAAUUGAAUGAACUUCCCAAAAGAAUUAUAUUCUUUAGGGACGGAGUAAGCGAAACCCAAUUUUAUAAGGUCCUUAAAGAGGAGUUGCAAGCCAUCAGAGAAGCUUGUUCUAGAUUCCCUGGAUAUAGACCUCCCAUUACUUUUGCAGUAGUCCAGAAGAGACAUCACACAAGGUUGUUUCCUGAUGAGACUGAUCCAUCUUCAACUCAGAACCAAUUUUCUGACGAAAAUAUACCCCCUGGGACUGUUGUGGACACUGUGAUUACGCAUCCAAGGGAAUUUGAUUUCUAUCUGUGCAGCCAUUGGGGAGUGAAAGGUACAAGCAGGCCAACACAUUACCAUGUCCUGUGGGAUGAGAACCAAUUCACUUCUGAUGAACUACAGAAGUUGGUUUACAAUCUGUGCUACACAUUUGUAAGGUGCACCAAACCAGUUUCUUUGGUGCCUCCUGCUUACUAUGCUCACUUGGCUGCAUAUAGAGGCAGACUUUACCUUGAGCGAUCAGAGUGCAUGGCUUCCAUGAGAAAUGCUUCUACAAUCUCAAGAGCCGCCCCGCCAAAGGCAGCUCCUCUACCAAGGCUCAGUGAAAAUGUAAAGAAGUUAAUGUUUUACUGCUGA